CUUUCAUCUCCUUGUUUUCUAAAUGUCUCUCACUUCCUAUUCUCCCUCCAUUUCCUUUUCCACCAAUGGCCAACCUGUGGCGCGCCGCGGUUGGCCUCGCAACCAAUCCGGCAAAGGCGGACCACGACGCUGUCGAGUUCUGGUUGAACCCUGAGCGAACCGGCUGGCUAACAAAGCAGGGAGAGUACAUCAAAACGUGGCGCCGUCGCUGGUUCGUCCUCAAGCAAGGGAAGCUUUUCUGGUUCAAGGACUCAACCGUCACGCGCGCGUCAAAGCCACGCGGCGUCAUUCCCGUCGCGUCUUACCUUACCGUUAAGGGCGCGGAGGACGCGAUCAACAAGCCUUGCGCGUUCGAGCUAUCCUCGCGCUACGAGACGAUGUACUUCAUCGCCGAUUCGGAGAAGGAGAAGGAGGAUUGGAUCAACUCUAUUGGUCGCUCCAUUGUUCAGCAUUCUAGAUCCGUCACUGACAAUGAGAUCGUCGAUUACGACAAGCGAUGAUUCCUCACGCGCCGGCAUUCUGUUUCGGUAAAUCGACAAAUCAAACCUCUCUUUUGCCCUUUUCUAUUUGUGUAUAUUAAUCAAUCGUGUUGAAUUGUUAUCUCACAUUACUGUAAUUGAAGAGAACGAACAUAUAAUGAUAUAGUUUCUUAUAUAAACCAAGAUUGAUGGUAAUAA
Molecule: messenger RNA, 677 nt
Organism: Arachis duranensis
Lineage: Eukaryota; Viridiplantae; Streptophyta; Magnoliopsida; Fabales; Fabaceae
Product: pleckstrin homology domain-containing protein 1-like
Exons: 1
Coding region: 66-500 (144 amino acids)
Source: RefSeq, a predicted model, not a curated record